Molecule: messenger RNA, 2600 nt
Organism: Drosophila subobscura
Lineage: Eukaryota; Metazoa; Arthropoda; Insecta; Diptera; Drosophilidae
Product: histone-lysine N-methyltransferase 2D
Biological process (GO): cell fate commitment; regulation of transcription by RNA polymerase II
Cellular component (GO): cytoplasm; nucleus
Molecular function (GO): RNA polymerase II cis-regulatory region sequence-specific DNA binding; histone deacetylase binding; DNA-binding transcription factor activity
Source: RefSeq, a predicted model, not a curated record
UUUCCCGGUUUUCCAAGACAUAAACAUCCAAUCUCCCACGUAUUCCCCCCUGAGCGAUCAGCAGAGAGCUGAGCAACGAGUGCAAAAUGAAUUUCACACCCUUUGGAAACAACUUUCCCGGCAAUAUCCCCGGUCUGCCCCAGUUUACAACCAGCACGGCGCCCCUCGUCUCCUCACUAACCGCCGCCGUGGCUGAUGUGACGGUGACGGCCACCAAUAAUCCGCAGCAACAGCAGCAGCAGGAUGCCGGCGGUGGGAGCACACGCUACCAGCAGCAACAGUCCGCCACCACAGUGGGCAUGACGCACUUCAGCCAGCCGACCAUGUCGGCGGGGCAGAGCGGUGGCGGCGGUGCGGGCAGCAGCAAGUUCCGCAGCGGACAGGAGGAGGGUAUGCAGGGUGACAAGUACAAUGGGCAUCUGGUGUCCACGGCGCAGCAGCAACAGCAGCAGCCGCAGUAUGCCACAGUGGCGUAUGCCAGUGCGACGGCAACGAGUGGGUCCGCCGAUGCGCUGCAGGCAGGCACCUCCAGCCAGGCACAGCAGCAGCAGCAGCAGCAACAACAGCAGAUGCAGCAGCAACAGGUUGCGGCGCCGCAGGAACUCACCCAGGAUCUGUGCAAUGCCAUUCUGCAGCAGCAAGUGCUCCAAAACACCUCCUGGCAAACGCUUACGCCCGGCACCACCGUCGCCGAUUACCUCUCACAUCUUCCGGCCAACACGCUGCCCCUGUCGCUGCAUCACUUCCUCAAGUACUCCGCGGAGACGAUCAAGAAGGAGAACCAGCAGAAUGUGGUGCUGCAGGUGCAAACGGGACCAGCCAUAGGCAUCAACACCAUUGGCACCACAACCAUUAGCAUACCUCAGCAGGAUCAGUUGACGCUGCAGCAGCAGCAGGCGACGUUGCAGGUGCAGGCACAGGCACAGGCGCAAACGCAGGCGGCAGUGGCUUCCACUUCGACGGCGACAGGCGUCGUCGCCAGCAGCAGCGGCACCAAGAAAAAGAAACGCAAAAAGCGAAACAAGGACCGCAAGCCGAAGCUGCGUCCGGGCGAGAUACGACUUGGCACAGCGCUGGACGGCAGCCCGCUGUACAUGUGCCCCGAGUGUCAUGUGGCCUAUCCGGAGCCGGAGCUGCUCGAGGUGCAUCUGGUGGGGCACAACCUGGAGAAGCGUUACGUGUGCGAUGUGUGCCAGGCGUCGCUGAAGCGCAAGGAUCACCUGACGCGCCACAAGCAAUCGCACAAUCCGGAGCGGCCCUACAUCUGCACCGUCUGCCUGAAAGCCUUCAAGCGCAAGGAGCAGCUGAGUCUGCACUUUGUCAUCCACUCGGGCGAGAAGCGGCACCAGUGCCAGGAGUGCGGCAAGGGCUUCUAUCGCAAGGAUCACCUGCGCAAGCACACACGCAGCCACAUAGCGCGCCGUGUCAAGGCCGAGCUGAACAGCCAUGUGCGGCGCGAGAAUGGCACCAGCAUGCUCCAGCCAGUGGUGACGGAGGCAACCACUGCCGCGCUGCAGCACGCCAAUCAGCUGGCCAGCCAGCAGCAGCAGUUGCAACAGCAGCAGCAACAGCAGCAACAACAGCAACAGCAGCAGCAGCAACACCACAUCGUGAUCACCCAGCAGCAGCAGCAGCAACAACAGCAGCAGCAGCAGGCCCCUCAGGUGCAGCAGCAACAGCAGCAAAUGCUAAAUUAGCCAAAUGAUUUUUGUAAAGUCAGUUAAGCAAAAUUCAAUUCCGCCACACAGGCAGCCGCCAGAAGACACAAACGUUUGCUGGUGGCUGACCCAAAAACGCAACUCUCUCGGUCCACACAAUUUAAUUGACUCCGCAAAUCGGAUAGAACUCACUGGAGAAUAUCGUUGACGAUAUCAGCAGGUUCGCUAGCAAAUAUCUCGGGAGCUACCUCAUGGAUAGCUCCCAAUGUUGUACAAUUUUAAAGGUAAGCCACACACAACCCACACACCCGACGACAGUUGGGACCGUCUACGAAUCUACGCCACUAAAAUUUGUUUCAGAAUUGUUUGCUUGCCCAAAACCAAAGAGAAUCAAAAGGAAUUCGUACGAAAUUCAGUUAGGAACUCGCUUCAAUGAUCUCUCAUAAAGGUUUACCCAUUCCAAAUCCCUGUCUCUAUGCCCACAAUUAGUUCUUUAGCUUAAAGAAGUUUCACUCCAAAAUUGUACACCUUUUGCCAUUCCAAAUCGAAAUUUAUAGGCAGAGUUAUAGGAGGAAUCUCUAGCUAUCAUCUAGCGGUGUUGUCGGUCCCAGACGUUUGUCUGCUCCCCAAAGAAAAAACAGCAAACAUUCCAUAGAACAUACUUUAAGCGAAACUGUGCAAAGGAAUAAUAGUUUUGUAAGCGAAGUAUUUUAGUGAAAUGUAUUUUUGUACAAAUAGAAACUUGCAUCGUAACCACACAACACACACGAAAUGUCAAAUGCGCAUACGUUUAGGUAUAUUUAUAUAUCCGCGUAUAUGUACAUAUAUUUAUAAAUAAGAUAAGCGAUUGCAAUUUAGAUUUACACUUUGCAUCUAGGGUACGGAAUCAGAUAUUGUGAAUUGUAUGUUUAACUUUUGCUACACCGAACAAAGGAAACCACA